Hyposmocoma kahamanoa is the source of this 619-nucleotide messenger RNA. RefSeq names its product 28S ribosomal protein S18c, mitochondrial (gene mRpS18C). Bases 157 to 570 code for a protein of 137 amino acids. Gene Ontology annotation, biological process: mitochondrial translation. The transcript is spliced from 2 exons. NCBI's taxonomy places the organism in Eukaryota, Metazoa, Arthropoda, Insecta, Lepidoptera, Cosmopterigidae. Gene Ontology annotation, cellular component: ribosome; mitochondrial small ribosomal subunit. Gene Ontology annotation, molecular function: small ribosomal subunit rRNA binding; structural constituent of ribosome. The record is from RefSeq and is a predicted model, not a curated record.
CACCCGUUAGCAUGUAUCCACAUGUUGAAACGAAACGCAGCUGUCAUUUCUUCCACAAUUGUUUUGAGGUUGUUUUCCUAAAAAUACCUAUAAUAAAUUAACCAUAAAUAAUUUGAAUUACCUAGUUUUCAUCCUAAAUAUUUGAGAUAUUUUACUAUGGCCUUGUUAAAAACUAUUUUAUCUCGUCAAAUAUUUGUCAAUGCACAUCGAGCCGUGAUUUCCAGCUUUAGACCGUGUUCUACCGAUGCAAAAAAUCCAGAAAAUGACGCCCCAGUUCAUAUAGAAAACCCGUAUAAAAAAGAAACUCGAGUAUGCAUAUUGUGCAAACAUAAUAUUACACCUGACUACAAAAACUAUAGACUUUUAUCUCAAUUCCAAAGUCCAUACACUGGUCGCAUAUAUGGAAGACACAUAACAGGUCUAUGUAAAGCAAAGCAGGCACAAGUUGAGUGUGAAAUCGUCAAGGCCCAGAAUUGCGGCUUCAUACCUUACUAUUACAAAGACAAAGCAUUUCUGAAAGAUCCUAAGCUAUUUGACCCCGAGAAUCCUAUUAGGUCACAUAGAUUUUAAUGAAUGUAGUAUUGAAUAAUGUAGUUGUUUAAUUAAUAAAGAAUAAGUU